GGGUCCACCGGGCACGGGGCGCCGAGGCCGAGGGUGAAGGCGCUUCUCGCGCACCCGCCGCGAGCCCCUGGGGCACAGGGGAAGCAAGCUAAGUCCUGCUCCAAGCUUCUCCACCGCCGCACUCCCAGGAAUUCCGCUUUGCGAGCGAAACCUCGUGGGCCUGGGGACGCGGACUGGAGGGGACGGAGAGUGGGGUGGGUUGCGCGGUGCCUGCGGCCCUGUCCGAGCUUUUCAGGCCUUGUCCCCUACCGCGGGCCUCGACCCCGCUCCCUCCCAGCCAGCCUGCAGAUGAGGUCAUGCCCGAGCCGUCCGGGGGUGGGGGGCUGGAUCCCGCGGCGGAGGGUGUGUGUGGCGAGGCUGGCAAAGGCAGAGAACUCCGGCGGCUUCUACCCAAUCGGGAGGUGGGGAGCGGACGCCUUGUUUUGUGAACCGCUCCCAAAGGCAACGAGGGUGGGGAGAACCGAGUUUGUUUAUAGACCUGAGCUCCAGGCUGGGAUUUGGGGAGGAAGAGUCCUGUACUCCGCCCCACUGCACAUCUGGAGCCUCCUGGAACAUCUGGCUGAGCUCGCGCCGGAGCCCCGCACUUCCACCACCGCCACCGCCCCGCUUCGAGGUGCCCCCAUGUCGUGCACCGCCCUUGGGCGUUCAGAGUCGAGCCCCAGUGGGGUAGUAAAAGGAUUCCCUAGUUCCCCGCCCUUCCUACCCACUUCCAAAACACCCGGUAUCCGUGGCGACCCGCAGCGGCGUCCACAGACAGGCAGAUUACUCGAGGCUGUGGUCACAACCAGGUUGCUGGCCAGGCCUCGCUCCGCCUCGCAGAUAACCUUGAAGCCGUGCUCCCGGGUGCUCAGCGUCCCGGGAUCGCCGGGUCUGCUUUGAGGGCUGCGCUGCCUGAGGCCGCUGCACCUUAUUCGAGGCGUGGACUCUGCCGCUGCGCGCGGCGCCCGUCCCGCCCGGCACUGACGCGGCUGGGUAACUAAAGCUUUGCGUAUCUUCCCCAGCUGCGCCCGGAGAGGCCGCCCGAGCGGGGGCUUGUAGAAACCGUACCCCAAGUCUUAGGACCACCUGUUGACAGCGCGGCGCUGGGGCUGCUGCGCUUGCGGGGUCCUGUAUGUGCACAGCCCGGGGCAGCCCCUGCUGAAGGCGGGGUGACUUGGAUCUGUUCCCCGGUGGGGUCAGAAGGGACCUCUGUCCUUUACACGCUGCGCUGUGACGCGAGCCCACUACGCGCCUGACCCCAGGAGACUCCGCGCAGAGCCUGAAGUAAGGGGCCGGUCAGUCAGGCCUGAUCAAGGCAAGUGGAUAUCCUAUAGAGUGACCAGGACUGAGAGGACACUCACUCCACGCCUCAUCCCAUGCCCAGACCCGGACCCCCGGUGCAGGAAGAGAAGUCUUGCCUGAAGUCCCACGGUGCUGGAGGCUGCGGCGAUCCCACCUUGAACCGGGUUUAGCGCCCCCUGGCGGGCCGGGGGCUCCGGGAGGCGAGAGCGCGCUGACUCGCAGGACGCAGCUGAGGGUGACCCAGCGGCCCGCAUGGCUCUCCUGGACGUUCUUACAUGGGACAAGAAUAAUCUGUCAAGGCUAGAGGCCCAGACCAAGAGCCGCCUGCCCCAGCGGUGAUCUGGGGCAGCGGAGGGAGAAGCCGGGCACCGCUGGAGCUGCUCGGACGGCUCAGGGAGUGGCUGGAGGCCUGGGUCUUCGUCCUCUGUGCGACCCGGGCAGCCCCUCCUCUCCCUGCAGAGCGGUGCUGGACACUGUUCCCCGCUGCGGCGUGCGCGCAGGACCAGCCGCGGUGGCCGAGCAGGCGGCGAGACUUCGGCGCUGCUCCUGCUGGGUGCGACCCCAGGGCGCACCCGCCGCGCAACGAUGAGGGCGCGGCCGCAGGUCUGCGAGGCGCUGCUCCUCGCCCUGGCGCUCCAGACCGGCGUGUGCUACGGCAUCAAGUGGCUGGCACUGUCCAAGACGCCAGCGGCCCUGGCACUGAACCAGACGCAGCACUGCAAGCAGCUGGAGGGCCUAGUGUCAGCGCAGGUGCAGCUGUGCCGCAGCAACCUGGAGCUCAUGCACACCAUCGUGCACGCCGCCCGAGAGGUCAUGAAGGCCUGCCGCAGGGCCUUUGCUGACAUGCGCUGGAACUGCUCCUCCAUCGAACUCGCCCCCAACUACCUGCUUGACCUGGAGAGAGGGACCCGGGAGUCAGCCUUCGUGUAUGCGCUGUCGGCUGCCACCAUCAGCCAUGCCAUCGCCCGGGCCUGCACCUCUGGCGACCUGCCCGGCUGCUCCUGCGGCCCUGUGCCAGGUGAGCCACCCGGGCCCGGGAACCGCUGGGGAGGAUGUGCGGACAACCUCAGCUACGGGCUCCUCAUGGGGGCCAAGUUUUCCGAUGCUCCUAUGAAGGUGAAAAAAACAGGAUCCCAAGCCAAUAAGCUGAUGCGUCUGCACAACAGUGAAGUGGGGAGACAGGCUCUGCGUGCCUCUCUGGAAGUGAAGUGUAAGUGCCAUGGGGUGUCGGGCUCCUGCUCCAUACGCACCUGCUGGAAGGGGCUGCCGGAGCUCCGGGAUGUGGCUGCCGACCUCAAGACCCGAUACCUGUCAGCCACCAAGGUUGUGCACCGGCCCAUGGGCACUCGCAAGCAUCUGGUGCCCAAGGACCUGGAUAUCCGGCCUGUGAAGGACUCCGAACUCGUCUAUCUGCAGAGCUCACCCGAUUUCUGCAUGAAGAAUGAGAAGGUGGGAUCCCAUGGGACACAAGACAGGCAGUGCAACAAGACCUCCAAUGGCAGUGACAGCUGCGACCUCAUGUGCUGCGGGCGUGGCUACAACCCCUAUACAGACCGCGUGGUGGAGCGGUGCCACUGCAAGUACCACUGGUGCUGCUAUGUCACCUGCCGCAGGUGUGAGCGCAUGGUGGAGCGCUACGUCUGCAAGUGAGGGCGCGACCUCCGCCACACAGGGGUGCGGCAGCGGUGGGGCCUGCAGAUGCCCCGUGGACCUUUCCUUGCGAAUUCCUGAUGCCGGGCGUGUGUGGCAGGCAGCAUGGGCUAUGCCCCCUUGGAAGCCAUCAGGGACAGAAGGCCUGGUCACCCUGGAAGGAGAGCCUGACAUCAAAAGAAGCCGACAAGAUUAAAAAUAACCUAGCAGCUCAGGCAGUGCCCAGGCGCCGCCUUCCAGGCUGGUCCAAGGAGCCAGGGGCAAGGAAUUGCGAGACUGUACGGACCUGACCUUUCAGGGCCAGGAGACCGGCCUUCAGGAAUGCUCUGCGGGGCUCUCGGCCCGCCACAUGGAACCACUAGCUUGGGUUGUAAAUGUUUUUUGAUUUUCGUUUUUGUUUUUUGAUGUUUUUUUCAUUUUUUCCUUUGGGGUGUGGGAGCUACAGAAAUAUUUAUAAAACAUAGCUUUUUCUUUGGGGUGUUUUACCUCAGUUCCUCUUUAUAUAUUUUAUAUAUAAAUGUAUAUAUAUAUAAUGAUCUAUAUUUUAAACAGGCUUUUUAAACAGCUGUAUGAAAUAAAUGCUGAAUGACCCCUA
Messenger RNA from Chinchilla lanigera (long-tailed chinchilla), 3526 nucleotides. RefSeq names its product wingless-type MMTV integration site family, member 11 (gene Wnt11). Gene Ontology annotation, biological process: multicellular organism development; canonical Wnt signaling pathway; neuron differentiation. Bases 1867 to 2931 code for a protein of 354 amino acids. The transcript has 6 exons. Lineage: Eukaryota; Metazoa; Chordata; Mammalia; Rodentia; Chinchillidae. Gene Ontology annotation, cellular component: extracellular region. Gene Ontology annotation, molecular function: cytokine activity; frizzled binding. The record is from RefSeq and is a predicted model, not a curated record.